UUGACCCAACAUGACGGUUAAGAACUGACUCCAGAACAGCAGUUUGUAGGCCCCGUAUUCUCCCUUAUCACGUUUUGCAAACCUGUCCUGUACCCGCUUCCUCGUCCGAGCAGCGGGUCUGUCAAGGUCCAAAAUGGCCCUGAGUGUGUUAUAUCGAAGUCAAAGUAACGCGAAACUCGUUCAGAAAUGUGUUCAGACACAAGCUGUCAGACUCUCACACACUGUCUUACGGAGAGACACUGAACUGAAACACACACUGUCACCGCAGAGACUUCACUGCUGCAUGGUGAGUGUGAGUCAGUGGCACACCUGCAGAAUAAGUCAACAUCUGUAUCAACACUCCUCGAGAACGUUUUCCUCACUCCCUCCUCCGCCUUCGUCAAGAGAUCAGCAGAAAAAGUCUGGGCCUGUGACGUGGAAAUCUUUAGCAAUAACAUUUGCUAUUGGAGGUACUCUGCUCGGAUCGAUGAAAUAUUUCAAAAAAGAAAAGGAAGAAUUGAUUGAAAAAGAAAGGACCAAAUCAAUCGGUCGACCGGCGCUCGGUGGUCCGUUCUCGCUUGUCGAUCACAACAACAAGCCGUCGAAGAGCGAGGACUUCCUGGGUCAGUGGGUCCUCAUCUACUUCGGGUUCACUCACUGCCCCGACAUCUGCCCGGACGAGAUCGAGAAAAUGAUCGAGGUCGUCGACGAAAUAGAUAAAAUAAAGUCUCUUCCCAACCUGACGCCCAUCCUGAUCACCAUCGAUCCUGACAGAGACACACCUGAGGCCAUGGCUGCAUAUGUGAAAGAGUUUUCACCAAAGCUGAUUGGUCUGACGGGAGCAACCGCUCAGGUGGAGGAGGUCUCCAGAGCUUACAGAGUCUAUUACAGCCAAGGACCGAAGGAUGACGACAACGACUACAUCGUCGAUCACACUAUCAUCAUGUACCUGGUUGGACCUGACGGAGAGUUUUUGGAGUAUUUUGGACAGAACAAGAAAAGUGUGGAGAUCACCAACUCGAUAGCGGCCAACAUGAGGAAGUAUAAGAAGGCAAAGUGAGCGCUAGCUGGGCGGCUAAAAGCCAAUCAUGGACUGACUGACACAUCCUGUCCUCGGGCGUUCAAUUCUGGUUCACUGAAAUCACUUCCUGUAUUUAUUUUUGAAAGUGUCUGCUGUGCUGUCACAUUCCUUUCAAGACUGAGUCCUGCUCGAGUUCAACUCAUCAGCUCCAAUAUGCUCAAUAUCGCUGAUUUUUGAUUCAAAGAAAACGGAAUAUCUGAGGACAAAUUCUGUAAAUUAUAAGAUUUUGUGAUAAAAUUACAAAAAACAAAUAAAACUGUGCCUUUGGUGGGUU
Messenger RNA from Labrus mixtus (cuckoo wrasse), 1334 nucleotides. It is a transcript of the gene sco1, whose product is annotated as protein SCO1 homolog, mitochondrial. The record is from RefSeq and is a predicted model, not a curated record. Bases 134 to 1039 code for a protein of 301 amino acids. Gene Ontology annotation, biological process: intracellular copper ion homeostasis; mitochondrial respiratory chain complex IV assembly. NCBI's taxonomy places the organism in Eukaryota, Metazoa, Chordata, Actinopteri, Labriformes, Labridae. Gene Ontology annotation, molecular function: copper chaperone activity; copper ion binding. Gene Ontology annotation, cellular component: mitochondrial inner membrane. The transcript is spliced from 7 exons.